CAAUCAGUUUUGCCACAACUCUCCACGCGGCCGGUCUCGUGAAACAAAUUGAUAAAUAACCCACUAAAAGUACCUACAUCGUACCUAUAAAAUCCGUGGGACAACAUUCACUAUAAUAAGUUUAGUAGUGGGGUACCAGACCGGUUGGCAGUUCGCUUCGCCCCUCGAACGUGGCGAACGAAAAUAUUCGCAAAAAAUCACAAUAAAAAGUCAGUACUUAGGUAUCUACCGAACCGGUACCGUAAGACAAAUAAAGUCUGUGUUUCUUUUAUUUUUUGGUGCUAAUCUACAUAAGUUGUUCAAAAUGGAAUGCUCAUCUUGUCUCGGUCAAGUUAAAGAAGUCAAAAUGAGAAAAGAACGCGAUACCAUGGGAGAGGUGGAGGUACCUGACGACAGACUGUACGGAUCCCAGACUGUGAGGUCAAUCAUGAACUUCCCUAUUGGAGGCAUUGAGGAACGAAUGCCGUACCCUGUCAUCAUCGCCUUUGGUAUCCUAAAGAAAGCUGCCGCCAAAGUGAACAUGGAGUAUGGUCUAGAGAAGAAACUUGCGGAAGCAAUUAUGCAGGCAUGUGAUGAUGUCAUAUCGGGCAAACUAUACAGGGAGGGCCACUUCCCUCUCGUCAUCUGGCAGACAGGAUCUGGCACCCAGUCCAACAUGAACACUAAUGAGGUAAUUGCCAACCGAGCGAUUCAGAUCUUGGGAGGCAAGUUGGGCACCAAGACCCCAGUGCAUCCCAAUGACCACGUGAACAAGUCCCAGAGCUCCAACGAUACCUACCCCACGGCUAUGCACAUUGCUGUGGCCAUGGAACUUAGGGACAGACUCAUGCCUGGCCUCGUAGCCCUCAAAAACACUAUGGAGGCAAAGUCUAAGGAUUUUGACAAGAUCAUCAAAAUUGGCAGGACGCAUUUGAUGGAUGCCGUUCCCUUGACCCUGGGCCAGGAGUUCAGCGGCUACGCCACGCAGCUAUCAUUCGGCAUCGAGCGCGUGUGCAGCACGCUGCCGCGCCUGCACUACCUGGCGAUUGGCGGCACUGCCGUCGGCACUGGCCUUAAUACACGUAUUGGAUUCGCAGAAAAAUGCGCCGCAGAAAUUGCCUCCAUCACAGGAAUUCCUUUCGAAACAGCGCCAAAUAAGUUCGAGGCCUUGGCCAGUCACGAUGCUAUGGUGGAAGUGUCAGGAGCGCUCAACACAAUUGCUUGUUCACUGAUGAAGAUCGCCAAUGACAUUCGUCUACUAGCAUCUGGACCUAGGUGUGGUUUGGGCGAGCUGAUGUUACCGGAGAAUGAACCUGGAUCAUCUAUUAUGCCUGGCAAGGUGAAUCCGACCCAGUGCGAGGCUCUCACGAUGGUGGCAGCGCAGGUGAUGGGCAACCACGUGGCCGUCACGGUCGGCGGCAGCAACGGACACUUCGAACUCAAUGUAUUCAAGACCAUGAUGGUCGCUAACGUGUUGAGAUCUAUUAGGCUUCUCGGUGAUGCCUGUCAAGCAUUCAACAAGAACUGUGCUGUCGGCAUCAAGGCGAAUACAGCGCAGAUCCAGAAAAUCAUGCACGAAUCACUCAUGUUGGUCACAGCGCUCAACCCACAUAUCGGUUACGAUAAGGCUGCACAAAUUGCGAAACAAGCUCAUAAAGAGGGUGGUAACCUAAAAGACACGGCUAUCAAGAUGGGUCUCUUAACUGCAGAACAGUUUGACCAAUGGGUGAAGCCAGAAGAAAUGCUUGGUCCUAAGUAAGCCAAUGAGGAUUGAGCGAAGAUAUGCGCUUAGGAUUUAAAAGUAUUUUUAUAAUGAUGUAUUUUAUUAUGGAGUGAACUUAAAUUCCAGUGUCAAAUGUUUUUUGUUAUGUGCAUAGUGUUGCCAAUUUUUAUAAUCAAUCAUGGUUAAUGUUUCAAAGCUUUUUGGUAGAUAUUAUUACUACCUUUACAGUUACCUACACUAUUUAUUUC
Molecule: messenger RNA, 1950 nt
Organism: Helicoverpa armigera (cotton bollworm)
Lineage: Eukaryota; Metazoa; Arthropoda; Insecta; Lepidoptera; Noctuidae
Product: fumarate hydratase, mitochondrial
Exons: 10
Coding region: 305-1738 (477 amino acids)
Biological process (GO): tricarboxylic acid cycle; malate metabolic process; fumarate metabolic process
Cellular component (GO): mitochondrion; tricarboxylic acid cycle heteromeric enzyme complex
Molecular function (GO): fumarate hydratase activity
Source: RefSeq, a predicted model, not a curated record